AGAACACAUCAUGGCGGAUGUCAGCAGACAGGACAUUGCAAAGGCCGAGAAAAGAGUGAUGAGCCCGACGGAUGCCAAGGAAGACAUGAUGCUGGUCCUAGGGCCUCAUAUGAACUGGCAGGAGAUGCUGUGCCCAGCUCCUCUGUCGGUGUGUCUUCUGGGUCAGUUGGUGCUCGUCACUCUGGACAAGGACGUCUCUCUGGUGUCAGAACACAUGGACAGAUCUGCCUUCAAAUAUACCAAGUACCCUGAUUCACUGAGGACAAGCAUAGUUCAGGUCGCCAACCAGGGAUGGACUUCCUUCAACUGUGCCAACAAGAACAUGGACCAGAUCCGUCUUCUUACCCUGCAGAUACCUCUCCAUGUCAAGAACGCUGUGAAGUUCAACCGGAAGCAGAAUUUGAUACAAGGUGAAGAGAGCAGAAUAGAGAGAAUUGAGAGGCGGAUGAAAGCAGUUCAGCCUCCACCUGGACCGACGAAUAGAAGUCAAGGAAGGAGAGAAGGCUAUCCAGAAGACCAAAGGAGACUGAAGGCAAAGCUGAAGGACAGGGAUGUCGAUGACUGGGUGUGA
Messenger RNA from Haliotis rubra (blacklip abalone), 571 nucleotides. RefSeq lists its product as uncharacterized. The coding region runs from base 11 to 571 and encodes 186 amino acids. The record is from RefSeq and is a predicted model, not a curated record. The transcript is spliced from 3 exons. Lineage: Eukaryota; Metazoa; Mollusca; Gastropoda; Lepetellida; Haliotidae.